Messenger RNA from Pseudovirgaria hyperparasitica, 1535 nucleotides. RefSeq names its product carbohydrate esterase family 8 protein. Lineage: Eukaryota; Fungi; Ascomycota; Dothideomycetes; Acrospermales; Acrospermaceae. Bases 376 to 1359 code for a protein of 327 amino acids. The transcript has a single exon. The record is from RefSeq and is a predicted model, not a curated record. Gene Ontology annotation, molecular function: pectinesterase activity. Gene Ontology annotation, biological process: cell wall modification.
GUGAUCCACUUCAGAACUUCCCCACGUUCUCGCCAAGGCUCCGCUACCAAGUCUUACGGUAAGCUGUAGACUGGGGGUUGAGCGGGGGCUUAUUUACGGGUGCAGGGGAGAGUUCUCGUUUGAUGCAUAUUACCCAGUAUACGGCCCUUGUAUAUGACCCUGUACAUGUCAUGACCGGUCCCGGGGAUCCGCUAUUCUGGAUUCUUCUUUUCCCACGACGGAUAUAAAUAUAUUUCUUGUUUACGCCAGAUAUUUCGAUCUUGGACAUCCAGCCAUCUCCCUUUCAUACUGCCAUAACUAUCGCGAGAGAUAGAAGCACAAGGCCUGGCACUCGAAGCGAAGCGAGAGAACAGCCCAUUCAUUCCAAGAAAGAAAAUGAAACUCCUCGCAGCCCUCUCAGCGCUGCUCACGCUCACCCAUGCUGCGUCCCGCACCGAGCCUCCAGCCGGCGCCCUCGUCGUCGGCGGCUCAGGCUCCUACUCCAAGAUCCAGGACGCAGUGAAUGCCCUCAGCACAACCUCCACGACGGCGCAGUCCAUCUUCAUAAACCCAGGCACGUACAAGGAGCAAGUGUACAUUCCGGCACGCAAAGCGGCGCUCACCAUCUACGGCUACACGAGCAACACGGCGGCCUACUCCUCCAACCAGGUCACCAUCACGCAGGGCAAGAGCCAGGAUGACUCUGCGAACAACGACCUGACGGCAACGGUCCGCGCGUGGAGUACGAAUUUCAAGAUGUACAAUAUCAACAUGGUCAAUACCAGGGGCAAGGGCAGCCAAGCACUUGCUAUCUCCGCACAGGCGGACAAACAGGGGUACUAUGCGUGCCAGUUCAAGGGAUUCCAGGAUACGGUGUUGAGUCAGACGGGCGCGCAAGUCUUUGCAAAGAGCUACAUCGAGGGCGCGACGGACUUCAUCUUCGGGCAACACGCCAGCACAUGGUUCGACGGCGUCACGAUCGGUGUGUUGUCUGCUUCAGUUGGGUACAUCACUGCCUCUGGACGUUCGAGCUCCUCGGAUGCCAACUACUACGUCAUCAAUAAGAGCACGGUGCAGGCGGCGAGUGGAAACACUGUGACGGCGGGUGCGUACUAUCUCGGCCGGCCGUGGGGCAAUUACGCGCGGGUGGUCUUCCAAAACACAGCGCUGAGUGCGGUUAUCAAUAGCGCUGGGUGGAAGAUUUGGAAUACUGGCGACGAGAGAACGGAUCAUGUUACGUUUGCGGAGUAUGGUAAUACGGGCGCCGGAGCGUCUGGAACAAGAGCGAGUUUCUCGAGUAAACUCAGUGCUCCGGUAGCGAUUACAACGAUCUUGGGAAGUGGUUACACGAGCUGGGUUGAUACAAGCUAUCUGUCCUAAGCGCCUGGAGAGUACGGAAGUUAUCAGUCAGAUUGAGGAAGGGUUUCGAUUCUGUUGCCUGUCAGGGGUGAAUUCUGUAUAUAUCAUGCUAUCUCGGCUCCUUGAGCAUGGCAUUGUUCAUAUCGAGGAGAAAUCCUUUCGUGUUCGUGGGGGUAUAUACAGAGCCUAUGUAGGCU